CAUUUUCUGCUUGUAUCAUUGCCACUUCUAGCCGUACAUUGUGCGGAUACAACACUGUUCACCUUCACCUGCACCACUAAACAGAAGAACAUACAAGUUUGUCAUUCUUCCACACUCAACAACUACAACAACAUCUACGACAGUGAGUUCACUUUAUUUGCGCCGGUGACGAAAAUGAACCCGGGAUCGGACUCACAAUAGAAGGACACCACUAUACACUGAUAAAGAUUCAAGAUAUUCAUCGCAAAAUUCAGUGAUUCCAUCUUGUAUUUGAAGAGGUGUGAUAUUAACGGCCAUUGAACAACAGAUAUCCCGAAUGACAGACGUCAUGAAAGUAGUACAAGGUCUCUUAAGGAAUGGAUUGAUUCAUUUUAUUACAAGACAGAAGUAAGAGAGAUCGUUUACUAGUAUGCCUAUUAUAGUAAGACUUUCUUCCAGUCUUUCAACCUCGAGCAUUAAAAAUAGCAUAUAACGGAGAGAAUACUUAUCAGGAGGACUCAUGUGGAAGGAGAUUAAGUACUUAACAUACAUAUCAGAACAUAUACAUCAGAAAUCUUACAUUUGUUUACACCUAGUAAGAUAUUAAGCAUAUAGUUAUAGUCUUGAAUUAACUCAUCAGACACACCUACUGAUGAGAUGUCUUACAAUUGGGAUAUAGGUGUAUUUCAUCAUUUAUCUCAGUUUAAGAUACACCACUAGAAAGACGGUUUACGAAUGUGACAUUUCCUGAUUUUCUGAUUCAUAAAAAGGCAACCCGAAAAUAUGGACCUAAUAAAGUACGAUAUAUGUGGCAAAGGAUUCGAUCUGAAAUCAUAUACUAACCGACAUUUGGUUGCACUUACCAACGAAAAACCUUACAAGUGCGAUUUCUGUGAUAAGAAAUUUAAACUAUUAUCAUUUCUCAAGAAACAUGAAAUCGGACAUACUGGAGAAAAGACCCACAUAUGCGAUAUCUGUGGUAAAGGAUUUGGUCUUAAAUCAGAUCUCAGCCAUCAUCGGGUAGAUCAUAUUGGUGAGAAACCUUACAAAUGUGGUGUUUGUGGUAGGGGAUUCGGUCGGAAAUCAGCUCUGUACUUACAUCGGAAGGCCCAUACAAGAGAGAAACAUUACAAAUGCGAUAUUUGUGAUAAAGAAUAUAGACGAUCAUAUGAUCUAAAAUAUCACAAAAUAACACAUACUAGAGAAAAACCAUUCACAUGCGAUAUUUGUGGUGAAGGAUUUCGUAGGAAAUCUAAUCUCUACCGACAUCGGACAACACAUACCGGAGAGAAACCUUACAAAUGCGAUGUUUGUGGAAAGGGAUUUAGUUACGUUUAUUUACUAAAGCGACAUAACAUGACACAUACUGGAGAGAAACCAAAUACUUGCGAUGUUUGUGGUAAGAGAUUUAGUCAGCCAUUUUCCCUUAAACAACAUUUGAUAACACAUACUAGAGAUAACUCUUUACAAUGGAAUACUGAUAGCAAAGGAUUAGGCCAGAAAAUAGGUCCAAAGGGACAUAAGAUAACCCAAAGCAGAGAAAAACUUCACAAAUGUGAUAUUUGUGGUAAGGCAUUUAGUUACGUUUAUUUACUCAAGAGCCAUAAAAUCGCACAUACUGGAGAGAAACCUUACACAUGUGAUGUAUGUGGAAAGGUAUUCAGUGAGACAAGUUAUUUAAGUCGACAUCUGAUAACUCAUACUGGAGAGAAAUCUUACAAAUGUGAUGUUUGUGGUAAGGCAUUUCCUAACUCAUAUUUACUUAAGCGACAUCAAAUAACACAUACCGGAGAGAAACCCCACACAUGUGAUAUUUGUGGUAAGGGAUUUUUUCAGGCAUCUCAUCUUAAACGACAUCGGGUUACACAUACGGGAGAAAAACCUUAUACUUGUGAUGUUUGUGGUAAGGGAUUCAGUCAUGCAUGCUAUGUUAGUCAACAUCGGAAGAUACAUACGGGAGAAAAACCUUAUACUUGUGAUGUUUGCGGUAAGGGAUUUAGACGAUCAUAUCAUCUGAAAACACAUAAAAUAACACAUACUGGAGAGAAACCUCACACAUGCGAUAUUUGUGGUAAGGGAUUUUGUCAGGCAUCUCAUCUCAAACGACAUCGGGUUACACAUACGGGAGAAAAACCUUAUACUUGUGAUGUUUGUGGUAAGGGAUUUAGACGAUCAUAUCAUCUGAAAACACAUAAAAUAACACAUACUGGAGAGAAACCCUACAAAUGUGAUAUUUGCGGAAGUGGAUUCGGUCAGACUUCAACUCUUAACCGACAUCGGAUAGCACAUGCCACACAUAAUUCUAUCAAAUGUGAUGUCUGUGGUGAAGAAUUCAGUCAACCAUCAGCUUGUAAAAGACAUAAAACAACACAUACCGGGGGCAUGUGUAAUAAGGCAACUUAUGACACGGCAGUUACAACGGAUCAGAUCAACUGUAGUGGUGAUAAGGUUAAAUCAGUGUCCCUACAACAAAUUCCUUCAAUAUCACAAAACACUGCAAAUUACACUAAACAAAACUUUGAAAUGAGUGAUGAAACUUGUGUUGAAGAACCUGUCAGUGUUUGUAAGACUACCUGUACUAGCGAGAAAAUCGGCGUUAUGGAGACUGUCAAUAUUAAUGAGACUGUCAGUGCAAGCAAGAAUGUCAGUGUAAGAGAGACAACUAAAGUAAACGCUACUGCCAUUUGCAGUAUUGACACACGUGAUAGCGGUACCACCAGUACUAGUGUUGCUGGGGCUUAUGAUGUAGGUACUGAUAUAUAUGUAGGAUACAUACACGUACGAUAGUAAUGUAAUGUAUCCCGGAAUGAAGAUCAUAAAGACGGAGGAAGGUGUUCCGGUGAUUACGUAUAGCGUUGAGAAUAUGGUACAGCAUUACUAUGGAAUACAGACUGGAAGGUGAAUAAGGAUGAAUACAAUUUAUAAUUUUCAUGGUGUAAGGUGGCUGAAAACGAAUAACGAUAAAUGCUGGUAACUGGGUAGUGUGUAGAACACUAUAAAACACCAUUUAUUCGAACAUGCAGUACUCCAGUACCAGUAUUCGACGAACUGGUGGCUUGGUCUCGGCAGAGUCCUAUUAUAUCUUAUCUUAUACAAUGAAUUUUAAAAAGCAUCAUUCCGAAAGGAUAAAAUGAGAUGUCAGUUUUUGCACCCGUAAUAGAUAACCGAAUCAGUGAAAUAAUAUUCCUCGAUAACACCCUGGUCGUACUUAUCAUAGAUUUUAAUGUUCAUUAUGUUAUCACUAUGUAUCACUAUGUUAAUGAUUUUGAUCGGAGAAUUGUCUAAUGUGAACGACGAGACAAAUGGAAGUUGUCCAUUUGAGGUAUGUAGGGCCUUAAUUUUUGUAGAUUCGAAUAAAAUCAAUGAUUUAUUUGUCGAAUAGAAAAGAGGGGUAUCAUCUACGAAAGAUAACUGUAAAUGUUGGCAAAUAAGCGUAUAAUGCAAGUUUUAGAAGAAUAAAGGAACCUUAUGUGGUUAAAACAUAUUGCACAACAUAACUUUGCUGUUACCAUCGUAAUCUGUACCUUAUUGAGGCAGAUCAUGCCAAUUUUGAUCAGAUAUUUGUCACUAUGGAUGAAACACAGGUUCAUUAUUUGACCCUAGAUACCAAACAACAAUCGAAUCAUUAGAAGCACCCUUGCUCUCCUCCGCCAAUGAAGGCAAAGACUAUUCCAUCAGCUGGGAUGGCAAUUGCCUCGGUGUUUUUUUUUGUUUUUUUUUUAUUGUUU
Molecule: messenger RNA, 3707 nt
Organism: Pecten maximus
Lineage: Eukaryota; Metazoa; Mollusca; Bivalvia; Pectinida; Pectinidae
Product: zinc finger protein 708-like
Exons: 2
Coding region: 763-2766 (667 amino acids)
Biological process (GO): regulation of transcription by RNA polymerase II
Cellular component (GO): nucleus
Molecular function (GO): RNA polymerase II transcription regulatory region sequence-specific DNA binding; DNA-binding transcription factor activity, RNA polymerase II-specific
Source: RefSeq, a predicted model, not a curated record